Messenger RNA from Mus musculus (house mouse), 2385 nucleotides. It is a transcript of the gene Tmt1a, whose product is annotated as thiol methyltransferase 1A1. Gene Ontology annotation, molecular function: S-adenosylmethionine-dependent methyltransferase activity. The record is from RefSeq and is a predicted model, not a curated record. Bases 104 to 706 code for a protein of 200 amino acids. Lineage: Eukaryota; Metazoa; Chordata; Mammalia; Rodentia; Muridae. The transcript has 2 exons.
CUUCCUCUCUGAUUGGCUCUGGAGCGAGGCCAGGAGCCUGCGCUCUCCUUCCCCAGGAGACACUUCUGGGGAAGCAGUAGCCCUUUCUCCUCUACUCGCAAAGAUGACGCUUGCCGUCCUGGCCCUGCGGCUGGUGGUCUGUACCCUGGCGCUUCCCAUGUUUCUGCUGAACCUUCUAGGCUUGUGGAGCUGGGUAUGCAAAAAGUGCUUUCCCUACUUCCUGAAGCGAUUCUCCGUGAUGUACAAUGAGCAGAUGGCGAGCCAAAAGCGGGAGCUCUUCAGCAAUCUGCAGGAGUUCGCCGGCCCCUCGGGGAAGCUGACUCUGCUGGAGGUGGGCUGCGGCACCGGAGCCAACUUCAAGUUCUAUCCCCCCGGGUGCAGGGUCACUUGUAUCGACCCCAACCCCAACUUCGAGAAGUUCUUGUUCAAGAGCGUCGCAGAGAACCGGCAGCUGCAGUUCGAGCGCUUCGUGGUGGCAGCCGGGGAGGACAUGCACCAGGUGACCGAUGGCUCUGUGGACGUGGUGGUCUGCACCCUGGUGCUGUGCUCGGUGAAGAACCAGGAGAAGAUUCUGCGUGAGGUGUGCCGAGUGCUGAAGCCGGUCUAUCUCUACAAGGGGCCUGCUGCCACAGAGCCAUCUGAGACAGCGCCAUCUCCUGGAACCUACAGACAACAACAGCUGCCUUCCUCCAAAAAUCUCAUCUGACUGAGGGCUCCUGAGACAAGCGCUGAACCAAAGAAGACAGACUUGGGACCUUCCAGCAACAGAUGGACUCUUUUUGCCAACGCAACUGACUGCUGAGCUUUGGGGAAAGUACCAUGACAGUGAGGAAAGCAUAAUGUCUAACUAGAUUAAUUAAUUGCUGUUCAAAUGGAUGUUAUUACUCUCAAAUUGUACUACCCAUGGAACAGUUAAUUGACUGUACAAUCUCUUGCCUUCUCAACUCUUACCUUAACUCUCCCUACUACUCUGCCUUUGUUAUUCCUAUUUCUCUAGGCUGGAUAUUUUCUUCUGAUAAUUCCACUCCACUAUAAAUUUUCACAACUAAUGAUACAGUCACAUCAGUGACCCCCCCUUAUUUUCUUAUAAAAACAGAGGGGGAGAUGUGGGUUUCUGACUGAGGACUGGACCAGCAGUUGAACAUCCUGAGAGUCAGCUAGAACCGUCUGUCUCUCUGCUCUGUGCACCACGUAUCUUAGUGUUAUAGAUUUUCCUUCCCUUGCUGUCAGGUGUGAUGGUAAACUUUUACUUCUUUUGGGUUGGGAUGUAGCUUGGUUGGUAGAUGUCUUAGUCAGGGUUUCUAUUCCUGCACAAACAUCAUGACCAAGAAGCAAGUUUGGGAGGAAAGGAUUUAUUCAGCUUACACUUCCAUACUGCUGUUUAUCACCAAGGAAGUCAAGACUGGAACUCCUGCAGGUCAGAAAGGAGGGAUCUUCAUUACUGGCUUGCUUCCCCUGGCUUGCUCAGCCUGCUCUCUUACAGAACCAAGACUACCAGCCCAGAGAUGGUCCAACCCACAAGGGGCCUUACCCUCUUGAUCACUAAUUGAUCACUAAUUGAAAAAAUGCCUUACAAUUGGAUCUCAUGGAGGCAUUUCCUCACCUGAAGCUCCUUUCUCUGUGAUAACUCCAGCUGUGUCAAGUUGACACAAAAACUAGCCAGUACAGUAGAGUUAGCCUAGCACGUGCAGAGCGGUGGGUUCAAGUGUCCACAUGGAAUAAACCAGGGUGGCAGAUCACGUCUGUAAACCCAGCACCCAGGAAGGUCCGAGCCUCAAGGUUAUCAUUGUGCAGAGGCAGCUUGAGGCCAGCAUGAGGAAGUCACACAAGAUCCUGCCUCAAAGAGGGAAAGCACAGAAGAGAAACCAAGCCCCUUCAUGCUAUGUGAGCAGACCCCGGUAAUGAGCAGAUGAGCCGCCGUGUCUGUUACACAUUAAGUUAGUGUUCCCGGAGCACCGGUGAUUAAUGCGAGAGAUGAAAGUGUUCCCGUAAACUCAAUUACUGGAGAAGCAGGAGGGUGCGCUGACUUUCAUCUCCAAAGGGACAGAAGGAGUGUCUCAGUGAGCACAGGACCUGGACUUGGCCAAGGAAAGAGACUCAGGUGUUUGUUAGAAAACAAAUAAGGAAAAAAAUUUGUAUGUAUUCUUCAAGUUUUGUUUCUGCUUUUGUAAUUUAAACAAUACUUACAGGUCAUUCUGCCACGGGACAGACUGUCUCACACAGAUAAUUUAGAAAAUACUUUUAUUGAUGAUCUGAAAUCAUUUCCAUUAUUACAAACAAGAUUUAUGGGUCGGGACUCAGACUGAGUGUGCUUCUCUGGCAAGCGCUAAGGCCCCAGGGCUCAAUCCAGAGCACAGUCAGAUGAAUAAAAAUAAAUCUAUGAUU